AUGGCUGCUGUUAACGCAAAUGGCUCCGCGCGACAUACCGUUCGCGUUGGCGUUUUCAUCCCUACUAUGUGCCAGCUCCUCGACGCGGCGGCGAUUGAUAUUAUUGAUAUGAACGGCUUCCGCUACCUCCUGCCCGACUCGGUCGUCGACCUAGCCCCCUCCGUCGAGAUCCACUACAUCGGCUCCGUGCGCGCGGGCGAGCACAUCAAGCUAACGUCCAACGAAUCGAUCAUAGCUACGGACCACUACAGCGACGCGGCGGUCGCCCCCGGCAAGCUCGACAUCGUGUUGGUUCCCGGGCCCGAUCCGGUAGCGCAUACCGAGGCGGCGGCGCUGGAGUGGCUGCGCGCGCAGGGGGCUACCCCCGCCGUCGAUAUCUUGAGCAUCUGCACGGGCAUCUUCAUCUGCGGCGAGGCCGGCCUGCUCAGGGGGAAGACGGCGUGUGGGCCGCGCGCGCUGCAGGAUAUGAUUCGCCAGAGGGGCUUUGGCGAGAAGGAGCUGGUUGGGGAUAAGUAUCGCUGGGUGCAGGAUGGGAAUUUGUGGUCGGGCGGCGGCGUGACCAACUGCAACGACCUCGUAGCGGCGUACUGCCGCGCGACGCCGCGGCAUUUUGCUCGGCCUAUCGUGGAGAUGAUCAUCGAGACUAUGGAAGUGGCUGAUCGCGGGCGAGAGUAUGAUAAUAACGAGGAAUCCCUCGAAGACAAGAUCAAGAAGAUCACCGCGGAGGCUAACGCGCUUCUUGCUGCUAAGAACUGA
Molecule: messenger RNA, 756 nt
Organism: Daldinia decipiens
Lineage: Eukaryota; Fungi; Ascomycota; Sordariomycetes; Xylariales; Hypoxylaceae
Product: class I glutamine amidotransferase-like protein
Exons: 4
Coding region: 1-756 (251 amino acids)
Source: RefSeq, a predicted model, not a curated record